Molecule: messenger RNA, 579 nt
Organism: Fusarium keratoplasticum
Lineage: Eukaryota; Fungi; Ascomycota; Sordariomycetes; Hypocreales; Nectriaceae
Product: SGNH-hydro domain-containing protein
Exons: 2
Coding region: 1-579 (192 amino acids)
Source: RefSeq, a predicted model, not a curated record
AUGGAACGCGUUGUUCAGACUUACCAGGACUUUUGGGAAGAACUGGAGCCCAACACCAGCCGGGCAGGGUGGACAGAGGAACGCAAGUUUGAUGAGGGCACUCCAGAUGAACACAAGUACACCAUAUCUCUGACAGACGACGCCAAAAAGUAUAAAAAGGACGAGUGCCUCAACUCAUUCAAGCGCAUCAUACACGGGUGCGACAAGGAGGAUGACGAUAACCCACUGAGCUGGAAGCAUGGCGGCAGUUGGCAGCGCGGUCAGUACGAGUACCGGCUCGACAUUAUGCGGAAGAAUCGACCCCAGAACCUCAAGGAGCCUUUUGGCACAUGCAGAGGGAACAACCACUUUUGCUGGGACCAUGGGAAGAAGACGCUCCUCCCGAGCAUAAAGGACUGUCUGGGCGAGGGCGUUACGGACUUCGAAUUUGAGUACUUUGACGGGCCCAACCAGUUCGGACACGAGUGGCUGGCGACGUUCAAUACACCCGGUCUUGUCAACUCUCGGUGCUUCAAGAACAAUAAGGUGGUGUUUGCGGCGCAUGGAUUUACAGAUGGCUAUGAAGGUGAUGAUUUCUGA